AAUUUAAAACCUUGGCGCCAAAAACUGUUAAAAAGAGCAAGUGUAGCAUUGUAGCAACUACCAGCAAACACCAGAAGAUCAUUUUCAGAGCGCACAAUGUUGGAGCUCUUCCAAUCCUCUCAACUCUUCUCUCAUCAGCAACUCUGCUAUGCCGACAUUCUCUCUCCUUGUCAGGUUCGAGCACGAAUCGAGGUUGCAGUCUUGAAUUUCCUGAAGAUCUUGAACUCGCCAAAUCCAGAAAUCUCCGAUCUUCCUUUGACAAGUCGAAAUUCGAAGAAUACGAAUGUUUAUCGAGGAUUAAUGAGUGAUAAUUCACACAUUUUUCUCUCGCACUCGUUCUCGAAACGAUCAUUGAUGAGAGAAAAUGCUACAAAAGCCUUUGUUCGAGUGUGGAAGGUGAUGGAAAUGUGUUACCAGAUAUUGGUGGAGGAAAAGAGAGUAACUCAACGAGAACUCUACUACAAGUUGCUUUGUACUUCAUCUGAAUAUUUUAGCUCCCAAACACAGGUCAAUAGGACUGUUCAAGAUGUGGUUGCAUUGCUUCAUUGCAGCCGGUAUAGUCUUGGGAUCAUGGCUUCUACAAGAGGGCUUAUUGCUGGCCGGAUACUGCUUCAGGAGCCAAACAAAGAGGUCGUGGACUGUUCAGUUUGUGGGUCAUCAGGGCAUCCUAUCUCAGGCGAUCUUAGCAUGCUAGAAUCUCUCAAUAUGAAUACAGAUGCACGAUACAUAAUUGUGAUAGAGAAGCAUGCCAUAUUCCAACGAUUGGUUGAAGAUUGCUUCUUUAACCAAGUCCCAAGCAUACUUAUCACAGCCAAAGGGUACCCAGAUCUAGCCACAAGGUUUCUGCUUCAUAAGAUGACCAAAGCUUUCCCAAAUCUGCCUAUUCUGGCACUGGUUGAUUGGAAUCCGGCAGGACUAAGUAUUCUGUGCACCUACAAGUAUGGAAGCAUUGGAAUGGGACUUGAGGCAUAUAAAUAUGCUUGUAAUGUGAGAUGGUUAGGAGUGAGAGGAGAUGAUCUGCAGCUGAUACCUGAAGAAUCUAUGACCCCAUUGAAGCCGAAGGACAAACAAAUUGCAAAAAGCCUCACAUCUUUGGAGAUACUUCCGGAUGAUUAUCAGGAGGAGUUAUCCCUAAUGGUUCAACAUGGCCAAAGAGCAGAGAUUGAAGCUCUCUAUUGUCAUGGAUAUGAUUUCUUAGGAAAAUACUUGGCAAAGAAAAUAGUCCAGGCCAAUUACAUAUAGAAGAUGAACAAGAGUGGCACAUACACAGCAUCAUAAAGAGCGAGUCUGGUAAAUACUUGAACCUUCUUUGAGGAAGACUGAUCAAUGUGAUACACCAAACAAUUACGUGCUGCUUUAAGUCAAUUACAUCAACUGAGGAUGUAGAACAAUUUAACGCAAGUAAAAUAGGCAUACUUGACAUUCCUUUAUACUUUGAUGUAUGUAAAUUAUAAUACCAAGAGUAAACAAUGACUAACAUGUAUAACUGUCACAACAAGCAUCAUAGUAUUAAGUGUGAGAAUGUGAAUGAAGCACCCUUAUUCUUUCA
This is a messenger RNA of Chenopodium quinoa (quinoa), 1549 nucleotides long. Its product is annotated as meiotic recombination protein SPO11-2-like. NCBI's taxonomy places the organism in Eukaryota, Viridiplantae, Streptophyta, Magnoliopsida, Caryophyllales, Amaranthaceae. The transcript has 11 exons. Gene Ontology annotation, molecular function: ATP binding; DNA binding; DNA topoisomerase type II (double strand cut, ATP-hydrolyzing) activity. Gene Ontology annotation, biological process: meiotic DNA double-strand break formation; meiotic DNA double-strand break processing; reciprocal meiotic recombination. The coding region runs from base 97 to 1242 and encodes 381 amino acids. The record is from RefSeq and is a predicted model, not a curated record. Gene Ontology annotation, cellular component: nuclear chromosome.